CAGUUAGAAAUUGGUGAGAGAGAUGAGGAUAAAUAAAAAAAAUUAACCGUGUACCUGGGCGACCAACGUUUGUAGAUUAACACAAUGGGCAUUUAUGUACAAAACAAAUUUAUUAGUACCAUUUAGGAUAUUUAAGCCAACAUCCCUCCUUUUUCUCUCCCAUCUCAGAAGCACUAUUGUCACUUGUAUCAUUUGUUUCCAACUGAAUUUAGGUUUGUUGCGGGUGGUAGUAGCGAGAAUGUCGAAGGCUGGUGCAUUGGAUCUCGCCUCGGGUCUUGGCGGCAAGAUUGACAAAACACAAGUCCUUUCUGCUGUUGAAAAGUAUGAGCAAUACCAUGUCUUUUAUGGAGGUGAGGCGGAAGAGAGAAAAGCCAACUACACUGACAUGGUUAACAAAUACUAUGAUCUGGUUACCAGCUUUUAUGAGUUUGGAUGGGGGGAAUCUUUCCAUUUUGCUGCCAGAUGGAAUGGGGAGUCUCUUCGAGAGAGCAUAAAACGGCAUGAACAUUUUCUUGCUUUACAACUUGGAUUGAAGCAUGGACAAAAGGUGUUGGAUGUUGGAUGUGGAAUUGGUGGACCACUAAGAGAAAUUGGUCGAUUCAGGUGGACUCUAAAUUAUGUUUGUCUGGUGAUUUGGUGCAGCUCCACAUCAGUUACAGGGUUGAACAACAAUGAAUAUCAAAUAGCAAGAGGGAAGGAACUAAACCGCAUUGCUGGAGUGGACAAGACUUGCAACUUUGUAAAGGCUGAUUUUAUGAAGAUGCCAUUUCCUGACAACAGCUUUGAUGCAGUUUAUGCAAUCGAAGCUACUUGCCAUGCACCAGAUGCUUAUGGAUGCUACAAGGAGAUUUACAGAGUACUAAAGCCUGGUCAGUGUUUUGCUGCAUAUGAGUGGUGCAUGACUGAUUCUUUUGAUCCACAUAACCAGGAACAUCAGAAAAUUAAGGCAGAAAUUGAGAUCGGUGAUGGUCUUCCAGACAUCAGGUUGACUAGACAGUGCCUGGAUGCACUAAAGAAGGCUGGUUUUGAGGUCAUAUGGGAGAAAGAUCUUGCUGUUGAUUCCCCUGUCCCUUGGUACCUUCCUUUAGAUAAAAAUCACUUCUCAUUGAGUAGCUUCCGUCUAACAGCUAUCGGACGCCUCAUCACUAAAAAUAUGGUUAAGGCUCUAGAAUUUGUGGGAUUAGCUCCAAAGGGAAGUCGAAGGGUUCAAGAUUUUCUGGAGAAGGCUGCAGAAGGGUUGGUUGAAGGUGGCAGGAAAGAGAUUUUUACGCCUAUGUAUUUCUUCUUGGCCCGAAAACCAACUUCAGAGAGCCUGUGAAGGAAUGGUGCACGAACAACUUAGCCUGCUGCCUGCUUUAGUUAUGGAAAUUCUCCCUGUGAAGGUAUAUUUUUAAAGGGAUAAACCAUGGUAGACAACUUGCAAUUUGGUGACCUGCGAGUCUAUGUUUUAGACAUUGUGAGUUGAGUUUAAAUUUUAUUCGGUAUCAUUGUCGGCUCUCUGCUCAAUUUGGAAUGCUUCUCUUUUUAGUUAUAUCUAAUGAGUAUGUUUUCCUUCACCGAAGAUUACAUAUAAUUAUUAUAAUGUUUAGUUGUGGAAGAAAUGUGGCCUCGGAUUACACCUAUAACAGAAGUAAUAUUAGUUUACAUCUGAUGUUUUUCGUUUUGAAAAAACGAUGAUGAAGAAACCGCUUUGAGUUAUCAUAUUUCCCCGAGGAAAGAACGUGGAGGUGGAAAUACGGAAUCAUCCACUUUGGCUGGUUAUUUUUUGUGAUGACUUAUUUGAACAUUGAAAUACUCUGUAGAAAAAUUUAAAAAUAUAUAUUCUAGAUUAUUGAAACAGUUUUCAUAUUUGAGAUAAA
Molecule: messenger RNA, 1859 nt
Organism: Durio zibethinus
Lineage: Eukaryota; Viridiplantae; Streptophyta; Magnoliopsida; Malvales; Malvaceae
Source: RefSeq, a predicted model, not a curated record